Molecule: messenger RNA, 1343 nt
Organism: Juglans microcarpa x Juglans regia
Lineage: Eukaryota; Viridiplantae; Streptophyta; Magnoliopsida; Fagales; Juglandaceae
Product: probable E3 ubiquitin-protein ligase BAH1-like 1
Exons: 6
Coding region: 225-1199 (324 amino acids)
Molecular function (GO): metal ion binding
Source: RefSeq, a predicted model, not a curated record
ACUCAAACCGUUGCGUAUCAUCCCACAGAGAGAGAGAGCGAACCACCUGAAGGGGCAGAGAGCGUCAGACAAAAACUGAAGGAUUCACUUUCAGACUUAGUUGGGUUAUGUUCAUCUUACCAAGCUCAAUCUUGAUUUACCACCUUUUGUUUUUCGUUUUUUGAACUAUGUGAAACAUUGAUCUUGAAGAAAGCAAGAGAACGAAUUACAGUGUUUGGUGAAAGAUGAAGUUUUGUAAAAAAUACCAGGAGUACAUGCAAGGCCAGGAUAAAAAACUGCCUGGGCUUGGCUUCAAGAAGCUAAAGAAGAUGUUGAAGAAUUGCCGGAGCGAUCUUCAGUCUGGCAAUGGCAUUGACGGGGUCCAUGACAGCCAAACAUGUCCUGACCAUUGCCCGGUGUGCGAUGGAACGUUCUUUCCUUCUCUUCUCAAGGAAAUGUCUGCAGUAGUAGGUUGCUUCAAUGAGCGUGCACAGAAAUUGCUUGAGCUGCAUCUUGCUUCUGGCUUUCGGAAGUACAUUAUUUGGUUCAAAGGCAAGCUACAAAAGAAUCAUGGCACCUUAAUCCAAGAAGGAAAGGACCUUGUUACUUAUGCACUGAUCAAUGCCAUUGCAAUAAGAAAAAUUCUGAAGAAAUAUGAUAAAAUUCAUUACUCUAAGCAAGGUCAGGCCUUCAAGUCACAAGCACAAAGCAUGCAUAUUGAAAUUCUUCAGAGUCCCUGGCUCUGUGAGCUCAUGGCUUUCCACAUCAAUCUAAGGGAAAGCAAGAUCAAAUCUAGGAAGGCACCAACAUUGUUUGAGGGCUGCAACCUCACAUUUAAUGAUGGCAAACCAUCACUUACUUGUGAGCUCUUUGAUUCAGUCAAAGUUGAUAUUGAUUUGACUUGUUCUAUAUGCUUGGAUACAGUCUUUGAUGCGGUUUCCCUCACAUGUGGCCAUAUAUUCUGCUACAUGUGUGCUUGCUCGGCCGCAGGAGUGACUAUUGUGGAUGGACUGAAGGCAGCAGAGUCUAAAGCCAAAUGCCCUCUUUGCCGAGAGGCCAGAGUUUAUGAAGGUGCUGUACACCUGGACGAGCUUAAUAUUCUAUUGAGCAGAAGCUGCAGGGAAUACUGGGAGGAGCGGCUUCAGACAGAAAGAAUAGAGAGGCUUCGGCAGUCGAAAGAGCACUGGGAGAACCAAUGUCGGGCGUUUAUGGGGGUUUAAUUAGGCAAUUUCAUUCCUAGUGCUAGAUAUAGAAUCAGCAUCAACGAUGCAUCCUGUUUGUGUUUAUUUUCUUCUUUCUUUUUCUUUUUGUAUAGUCCGUUUGUUUCAACUCAGUAUAUAUAACAGUGAUUUGAUUGAUUGCAA